Penaeus indicus is the source of this 4211-nucleotide messenger RNA. RefSeq names its product porphobilinogen deaminase-like. Gene Ontology annotation, cellular component: cytoplasm. NCBI's taxonomy places the organism in Eukaryota, Metazoa, Arthropoda, Malacostraca, Decapoda, Penaeidae. The transcript is spliced from 7 exons. Gene Ontology annotation, molecular function: hydroxymethylbilane synthase activity. The record is from RefSeq and is a predicted model, not a curated record. Bases 101 to 1273 code for a protein of 390 amino acids. Gene Ontology annotation, biological process: heme biosynthetic process.
UGCAGACGAUGUGUUUAUCCAGUCUGGCCGAGGUAGAGAUACCGGUUGGUCGUGUGGGACGUGUGACUGUUAGUGAAUUUAAUUUUAUUAUUAAUAAACCAUGGAGACCAAUGGUAAUGGUCAUAAUCAAGAGGGCAGCAUCAUGAGAAUUGGAUCUAGAGAUAGUGAGCUGGCCCUCAAACAGACAUAUAUGGUGAGAGAUUCCCUGCAGAAGAUACACCCAGACAUGAAAUUUGAGAUUGUGACUAUGAAAACCAAAGGUGACAAGAUCCUGAAUGUUGCUUUAUCCAAGAUUGGCAGCAAAAGCCUCUUCACUAAAGAGCUGGAAAUUGCCCUAGAAGAGGGGACAGUAGAUAUUGUUGUUCACUCUCUUAAGGACCUCCCAACCACACUCCCUGAUGGUAUGGUCAUCGGUGCAAUCUGUGAACGUGAAGAUCCUCGUGAUGCAGUUAUCAUGCACCCAAAGUACUCGGGUUGCAAAUUAGACUCACUUCCUAAAGACUCUGUCAUUGGAACCAGCUCUCUACGGCGUGGUGCUCAGCUCAAGAGACGAUUUCCUGAUCUCAAAUUUGAGAGUGUAAGAGGGAACCUGAACACACGCUUACGGAAACUUGAUGAAGCAGAUGACUAUGCAGCUUUGAUUCUGGCUGUUGCAGGGGUGGUUAGGAUGGGAUGGAAGAACAGAAUUUCUCAGUAUCUGGAUGAUGACCUCUGCAUGUAUGCUGUGGGACAGGGAGCGCUUGCUGUGGAGUGUCGAGAAGGAGACACCAACACCAUAGAACUACUAGGCCAACUUUGUCACACCCAGACAAUGAUUGCUACCACAGCUGAGAGGGCCUUCAUGCGGACUUUGGAGGGUGGUUGCUCUGCGCCUGUGGCAGCUCAUACAAAGAUAACGGAUGACAGUAUUGAGCUGAAAGGUGGAGUCUGGAGUCUGGAUGGAUCAGAGGAACUUCUCAAAACCCAGUCUGUGUCACUUCAGGCAGCUGAUUCCACUGAUGGCAUGCAACCUCCUGCAAAAAUGGCAAAGACCUCCAUUACUCUGUGUGGCAUUGUGCCCCAUCCAAAGUAUGCUGAAAACAUGACAAAAGCACAUGAACUUGGAGUUGAUCUGGCCACUGCAUUGUUGGAGCAAGGUGCUGAAAGAAUCUUGAAAGAAGCCAAGGCUGCAAAUGCUGCCAGUGCCCCAAAUGUUCCACCAAAGAAGGUAACUGUUCUUAGUGAAUCUAUUCAAGAGAAAGAAGAAGAAGAACAGACAGUUCAAAGUUCAUAGAUUGUGUUUUAGGCUGAAAUCUGUAGUAUUGAAAUUAUAUUCUUAAUGAAUAUAUAUACAUAUAAAUAUAAUAUGAUAUUAAUGAUGAGUAUGAGAUGGAUUGAUAAACUGUAUAUUUUUUAUGAUGGAGACUGUGAUCGAUUUUUUUUGUAUAAUAAUUCUAAUAUGUAUAUAAGACUUAUGACUCAAUACCAGCUUGCAGCAUAAACAAAUGUCUUUGUGAUAGAGCUGUGCCUUUUUGGUAGCUGUUGUAUAUUUAUGUUUCUAUAAUAAGAAUAUCUGUCAGAAGAAGUAUUAUAAGUACAUAUCAAAGAUCUGAGAAAAGAAAAGGAAAUACCUCUUUCCAUUGUCCAUUGUUUGCUGCAGCAAAUUAAUUGGUAUAUUUGCCUAUAACCAUGCCAUUUCCAUGCUGAUAUUGUGUUCACUUCUACACUAAAUAUGAACCAUGAAUUAACAUUAUAUAGUACUGUUGUGUUUUCUUUAUUUUGUGUUAAUGGGGCAUAUUGCAAUAUUAUAUUUUAGUAAAGGUACUUGUAAAUAACUUUUCUUUUGGGAUUGUCUUCCAUAACUGUGAAGAGUAUGAAUGUUGAGGUGUACUUAAUUUAUUACAUUUUCCUGUCUUGCUGUCAAGUUGCAUCAGACUUGCAAAAAUGGUGACUUUCCAGUGAUUUGAUAUUAAUAUAUUUUAGAUUGAAAAUUAACCCAUUGAUGCCAACAACUUAUACUGUACACUGUAGUUUUGUUUUGUGAAUUUUGUUUACAAAUGGAAUAAGUUAGUAGGGCUAACUAACCUUACUGUAUUUACCCCUUCCUUGUAUUUUCAGGGAAAUUUAAUUUUCCAAAUACUAUUAAGAUUGUUAUUGUUAUUACUUAUUAUUAUUAUUAUUAUUAUUAUUAUUAUUAUUAUUAUUAUUAUAAAAAUAACAUAAAAAAGUUUUCUAAAAAUCAAGGAAAUGGGUAAACAAGUGAGAUCAAGAAAGACUAAUAACUGAUUUAUUGGUGACUAAGUAUAUAUUGAACAAUAAAAAAAACAAAAACAAAAACAAAAAAAAAACAGUAGACAUGGCACAUAUGUAUAGUACAGUAAGUCCCCAACUUAAGAACAUAAUGGGGACCGAGAGGCUGUUUGUAAGUUGAUUUGUUUGUAUGUUGAAAGUCGGGUCUCCAUUACCUUUUUUCCCAUUGUUUUAAAGUUGUUUACAUUAAGAAUACCUGUAAAUAAUCCCAAUAAGUAUGACAUACCUUAUACAGUACCAGACUCUUGAACUAUAUUCGCGCCCGGGAAAUUUGAAGUUUGCUAGCAUCUUUCAAACAAUUUUUUGGACUUUAGUACUUAAAAAAUUUUGUUUGUAUGUAUGGAAUGUUCAUAAGUAGCAUGUUCUUAAGUAGGGGACUAUCUGUAUAUACCCAAGUGUCAAUAGGUCAGUACUGCUGAUUGGAAUAUAAUGAAGUGACAUUUUUGUGGUCAUUGUACUUUAAGAAUAUUAAUAUGAAAUUUUUAUGUAGCUUUAUUAUGAAGCACAGGAAUGAUUGCUGAUUUUAGAUUCUUGAUGGAGAAACUGGAAAAAAAAUUGUUUUAAUUAAAAAAUGGUGAACAGUUCAUUUUAAUGAACUGACUUUGUUAUUAACAUUAUGCAGCAAAUUCUCUCUCUCUCUCUCUCUCUUGAGUAAUAGGAGGAUCUUUCUUUAGAACAAAAAUGAAAAAGAACAAAAUUUCAUUUUGAUUUUUCAGUGGAAUUAUUAUGAAUUAUCAAAUAUUAUCUAGGCAGUCAGUAUGUUACAGAUAAUGGGCACACACUUAAGAGAGAUGGUGAUAGUGGUCAUUCAAAAAUUAAAAUCUAUUCUACAUUUUUAUUACAGGGUUAUAUUGCUCAUUUUUAUUAUUAUUAUACAUUUUUGUUUUCUUCAAAAUUUUACAUACUUUGUGGUGCUAUUUUAUUUUAUUUUUUUACUAGAAAUCUUAGCAAACAUCAUGCUUUUGUAUGAUCUUAUGUUGUCCUUUUUAACUUAAUUCAGGUUUAAGAAAUACAGAAGCAUUAUUUAAGAGAAAGGGAAAUAUUACAAAAAAAAAGAAAAAAAAUGAUUGUGAGAAUGUUUAUUGUGUUUAUUUUAAUUUGUUUGAUUUAGGUUGUGAGUAUAAAAUUAACUAUGCAUUUGAUUUUUUAAAAUAAUAAUAAUAAUUAUUAUAAUUAUUAUAAUUAUUAUAAUUAUUAUUAUUAUUAUUAUAAUAAUAAUAAUAAUAAUAAUAAUAAUAAUAAUAAUAAUGAUAAUAAUAAUAAUAAUAAUAAUAAUAAUAAUAAUCCUCCACACGGUUCAGUGCAAGACGACCAGUGUAGACAUAUUUUGUAGUUUAAUUAAGAAUGUUAUUUAGAUUGGGAUUAGUUUACUUUAUUUAGCAACAGAUGACUUUAUUGUGGUUAGAGCUGACAGUGAAGUGGCAAUCCAUAACUUUUGUUGGUUUAGGCAGGAUGGCCUUCUUAAAGAGGGGACACAUGGCACAGCUUGCAUAUCUUCCUAUGCGUAUUGUACAAGUUUAUUAUUUUUAUGCACUCUACUUAAUAUAAUAAUUGCUUGAACAUCUAUUAUGGUUGUCAUAACAGUUAUCAGUUAUCACAGCAUAUUUGAUCUAGCUGUGGCAUUUUAAAGUGAAUCUUUUCUGGUAUCACUGAUAAUCAACUUUUUUGUCAUGACAGUUCAGUGAAUAAAUCAGGACACGAGUUCAUGUUUUUUUUUUUUAUCAUGUAUUUUGUAAAUCAUUCCAGCUACAUAACUCACAAUGGUAACAAUGCCAGAUUAUAACUAUGUGGAGAGUGUUAAGAAACCAAUUAUGGAUAGAAAGCAAAUUUCAUCCACUUCAUGACCUGUAGUUGCUCUCUUACUUGUGUAUGGGUGACUUUGCAUGCCAUGAAUGAAGCUCUGAAAUAAAUGCAAGAACACA